Molecule: messenger RNA, 2956 nt
Organism: Austrofundulus limnaeus
Lineage: Eukaryota; Metazoa; Chordata; Actinopteri; Cyprinodontiformes; Rivulidae
Product: gap junction alpha-9 protein
Exons: 2
Coding region: 712-2172 (486 amino acids)
Biological process (GO): cell-cell signaling
Cellular component (GO): connexin complex
Molecular function (GO): gap junction channel activity
Source: RefSeq, a predicted model, not a curated record
CUCACUAGAAACUCAGAGUAAAACUUUAUUAGCUUUUAAUAUCUCAGUAUUUAUUACAGAUUUAAUCAGUCAAACACUUAGUUCUUAGUGUUUAAAAGAGGACGUGUUAAAACUAAACAUGAAGGUUCAUUAUAACUGGCCCUUCAGGGCCACCAUAACUCAUGUGGCCCUCGGUGAAAAUGAGUUUGACCCCGCUGGUCUACAUGGUCCACUCUGACCUCAGAUGAUCAGAACCGGUCCUGGUCCUCUGGGUUCACUGAACAAGCGGGACAGUUGGGUCGGCUGUUUUCAGGACCAUCGAUCGUCUCUCUGCCAAUAAGUCCUGAACAGACCGGGCUGAGUGGGUUCAGUCGGUUCUGUUCGGGUCCAAAUCAGCAGGAUGUUAAAGACGUGUUCGUAGGUCUGCAGUCAGCAUCGACGGGGACAGAACCGGUUCUGGUUUCUUCAACAUGGAAGGUGAGUGGAUUUAACCAUCAGAACCAGAUGUUGGAUCUAAAGAAAAAAUUUGUUUGUUUCUAAAGAUGAAAUAAUCUGGAGGAUUUAUGAUUGACGGGUUGAAACUUUCAGAACUUUGUUAACAGAACCUCAGAUUCUCUCCUUCAUCCAAACUCUGUUUGUUCUCAGAGCGUCUCUAAAGGACCGAGGGUUUGCUCUCAGAUCCACCAGAGGUCAAAGGUCACCUGAACUCCACUGAACAUCUGACGAGGGACGAUGGGGGACUGGAACUUCCUCGGGGGGAUCCUGGAGGAGGUGCACAUCCACUCCACCAUGGUGGGGAAGAUCUGGCUCACCAUCCUCUUCAUCUUCCGGAUGCUGGUCCUGGGCGUGGCGGCGGAGGACGUGUGGAACGACGAGCAGUCGGACUUCGUGUGCAACACGGAGCAGCCGGGCUGCAGGAACGUGUGCUACGACCAGGCCUUCCCCAUCUCCCUGAUCCGGUACUGGGUCCUGCAGGUCAUCUUCGUGUCCUCGCCUUCCCUGGUCUACAUGGGCCACGCCAUCUACCAGCUGCGCGCCCUGGAGAAGGAGCGCCACUGCAAGAAGGUGGCGCUGCGGCGCGAGCUGGAGGCGGUGGACGCGGAGCUGGCCGAGGUGAAGAGGAAGAUGGAGAAGGAGAUGCGGCAGCUGGAGCAGGGCAAGCUGAACAAAGCCCCCCUGAGGGGCUCGCUGCUCUGCACCUACGUGGCCCACAUCGUCACGCGCUCCGUGGUGGAGGUGGGCUUCAUGACGGGCCAGUACGUGCUGUACGGGCACCGCCUCAGCACGCUGUACAGGUGCGAGCGGGAGCCGUGUCCCAACGUGGUGGACUGCUUCGUGUCGCGGCCCACCGAGAAGACCAUCUUCAUGAUGUUCAUGCAGGUCAUCGCCUGCAUCUCGCUCUUCCUCAGCCUGCUGGAGAUCAUGCACCUGAGCUUCAAGAAGAUCAAGAGGGGCAUCCUGGACUACUACCCCCACCUGAAGGACGACCUGGACGACUACUGCGUCAAGUCCAAGAAGAACUCGGUGGUCCACCAGSUGUGCGUGGGGACGUCGGUGGGUCGGAAGACCACCAUCCCCACAGUGCCCAGCGGGUACACCUUACUGCUGGAGAAGCAGGGCAACGGCCCCACAUACCCCCUCCUCAGCGCCUCCUCGGCCUUUGUCCCCAUCCAGGACCCCGGAGUCCAGGCCGACGCCCACCAGGAGGUGAAGGAGGGGGUCCCGAGCCCCUCGGAGCAGAACAGCAACUCCAACAACACCAGCAGCGAGACGCGCUCCCCUCCUGCGGAGGAGCAGGAGGAGCUGGACUGUGGGGGGUCAGAGUACCCCACCCUGCCCGCCGCGGACCCCCCCUCCUCCUGUGGCGCCCCCGCCGGCAGGAGGUCCCGCAGGCCCAGCCCCCCCUGGAACUGCUCCACGGUGGUGGAGGGGAACUGCUCGGACAGCGGGGACUCGUACCGCGGCAGCAUGAAGCUCCGCAGCAGCUGCUCCGGACCCAGAGCCCGGGUCCUGUCCAAGUCGGACUCCAAGAGGACCAGCAGGUCCCAGAGCCCGGACUCUGUGGGGGAGCUGAGCUCCAUGUCUCGACACAGCCGGGACAGCAACAGUCCCACCGCCUCGCCCCCCAACCGCAGAGUGUCUGCAGCCAGCAGCAGCAGCAGCAGGAGGGCUGCUACAGACCUGCAGGUCUGAACCAGAACCAGACCUGAACCAGAACCAGACCUGCAGGUCUGAGACCAGAACCAGACCAGAACCAGACCUGCAGGUCUGAGACCUGAACGAACCACACCUGAAGACCUGAACCAGAUCUGAGACCAGACUUUCUUUCAACAGUUCGGUCUCCUCCCUCAGACCUGAACCAGAACCAGACCCAGACCUGUAGACCUGAGCCUCUCUGACCUGUGACCUGUGACUCUGACCUGUUGCAGGUCUUGUUGCUGCAGUUUUGAACUCAUUUCCUGUAAAAAAGCCACAGAACAUCUGAAAGAAAACUCUGACCCUCUGAAGCUCUUGUCUGCAUCUAAAAACACCAGUUUCUGUUYAACCUGGUCCAGAUCUGCCCAGCUUCAACUGGACAAUCAGAUUAAAUCCUGACCACUGUGAACAAACCUAAGCUACGGUUCUGGAAGACGUGCACGGAUCAGGACUUUUGCACAGCUCUGACAGUGGAUUUGAUCAGAGCUGGAACAGUUUCAGGUCAGACUCGUUUGGUUUGAUGAACGGAAACAUCGAUGUGAAGAGUUUCAGUCUUAUAUAAACCCGUUAGUUCUGAUGGAUUUAAUCUGAAGCUGUUUUUAAACCCAGAUUAUUUUUCUACUUAAUGCUUAAUCUCAGAAAUUAUAUCAAAUUAAUCAAAUCAGUUGUAAUUAAAAAAAACAUUAAAUUAAGAAAAAAAACACGUUUAUUUCCAAUCAGAAGGUUAUAAAUCAAAGAGUUUUCUUGUUGUGAUGUAAUAAACGUUGACAUUCUGUACAGA